This is a messenger RNA of Dunckerocampus dactyliophorus (ringed pipefish), 4226 nucleotides long. It is a transcript of the gene aff3, whose product is annotated as AF4/FMR2 family, member 3. Gene Ontology annotation, biological process: regulation of gene expression. The transcript is spliced from 20 exons. Gene Ontology annotation, cellular component: nucleus; super elongation complex. The record is from RefSeq and is a predicted model, not a curated record. The coding region runs from base 592 to 3900 and encodes 1102 amino acids. Lineage: Eukaryota; Metazoa; Chordata; Actinopteri; Syngnathiformes; Syngnathidae.
CUCGUACAAUGAAAUAUUACAAAAUAUUCAUAAAAAUAUUUUAAAAUCUAUUUUUGUGCUUAUUUUAAAAUCUUUUUAUUAUUUAAAUGUAUUUUUAUAUAUGUAUUUUUUUAACUGGAGUAAGAGUAAGCGCAGUGCUCCUGUCAUGUAAAGAGGAUCUUUGACUAGCGUUUUUGUAAUCAGUCCUUAGCAGAAGCACAGCAGCAUGCUUCUGCUAGUAGACGAUCUUUGAUUUGUGUUGGUCCUUAAAAACGUCAGAGUGCUCCUGUCAUGUAGAGCAGUGAUGUCCAACCAGGGGUAGUGUAGUGGCACACCAGCAAAUUUCAGGGGGUACGUCACAUUCCAACCAUCACGCAUGUGUGUGCUACGUACUGCAUCCACGGACUCCACUCAUCGAGUCGUGAUCGGCCUCACGUCACUUCUGACGCGACCGGCUCGCUUCCAUCUGCCCUCCUGCGUAACUACACGGAGAUACAUCACCGACAUCAUCAGGAGCAGCAGCAGCAGCAGCAGCAGCAUCACAGCCACAUCGCGGCACGCGACUUCAGCCUGGUAUGGACACCCACGGAGGGCACUGAGCAUCCAGGAACCAUGCCCACUGUCCUGUCCAGUGGCAGGGGGAAACUUUCCUUUGGAUUUCUGCACCGAUGCCCGUUUUCUUCUCAGGUAACAAGAGGCCAACACAGCUGUGCCAAGGAUAUUUGGGGGGACAUGACUCAGUCCUGCAGGCCGUCCCAGCAAGCCUCAUGGGGUGACCAGGCUCAGCGAAUCCUCUUCAACCCUGCGGAUGAAAAACAGGCGACGACCCAACAGAGGCAAGGUCAGGGGGACGCUCCGCAGCGAAUGACCCGUCACCCCCACGUGGCGCCCCACAAGUCGAUGCUUGUCGAUGACCUAAAACUGAGCAGUGAUGAGGAUGACACCCAAAGGGCAACACAUGAAUCAGCUUCCUGGGAUGGACAAAGGAGGGUGAGACAUUCCAGCUCAGACUCCUCACGAUCCAACUCUAGCGUGCAGUCAGGAGUCAGUGGCAGCCCCCAAUCCCGCAGCUCCAGCCCAGUUGCUGCUUCACCCUCUGAGAGCAACAUCAAGGAGCCUGAUCGCCCUCCGUCCGCCCAAUGGCAACUGGAUAAGUGGCUGAAAAACUCCCAGAAAAAAGCUGCAAGAAGUGAACGUUAUCCCACACAGAGCAUUCCUGGACACCCACCUUCGCCACCCACCCUACGAGCCCCAUCUCCAGCAAGAUGCUGGGACAGCAAUCAGGAAUACAGCCCUAGUCAAAGCCCCAUUCCCAGUCCGCAGUUCAGCUACAGGCCCAGCAGCCCCUUACCAAGUCCGGGAUACAGCUUCUGUCCCAGCCCGCUUCCCAGCACCUGUCCAAGUCCUAGCAAUAGUACCGGGUACAGUCCCAUCCUGAGUCCAGCUCCCACUGUUUUCCCUAGUCCAAGCAGAACCCCAAGAGCACAGCAUAGCCCAGUGCAGAGAGAUCCCCCAGGAAGUCCUUUGCGGGGUUAUCAUUACCGUGAAGUUCAAAGCCUCACGACUAAUCCCCACCAGACAAAAAGUAGGUCAGGGAUUGGCCCAUUGUCGAAUAGCACAGAGCGUCCUCCUCACCAGCACAGGCCCAAGUCGAGGCCUACAGGGGACCAAGACCACAGACAAAAUAAAUCCAAAGCAGUUUUAAGCUCUAGCGACAGUCACAAACCACAGCCGAGACCUCAGAACAAUUUGCAUCCAAGCAGUAAAAGGUUAGCCAAACACACAUCAUCACAUGGUGAGCAGAUCCAGGGCGGCAGGCCCGGCCACAGCUCCAACCACAAAACUCCAAGACCUCCAGUCCAGCACAAAACAAAACACCACUUUCCAACUGGCUGUGAAACCAACCUUGGUCAAGGUUCUUGUUCUCAGUUGAGGUCAAAAGCUGCCAGCAAUUAUCACCCGAGAUCCAGUCCUGACCUGCAACCAAGGGCCAAGUCUUGGGAGGCCAAAGCCCUCAGUGCUCAGCCGCAUGUAAAUCCUUCCAAAACAUCACACCAGCAACUCCAGUCCAAGAAACGUGAGGUGGUCCAACGAGAAGCUUUUCUCACUGAAGGUGAGGAGAGGAAACACAGACAGAAGGAGGACAGGCACAGGGAGUCACAAGCAGGGAAAGAUAGGAGGCUGGCGGAGGAGCAGCUGCUGAGACGCCACUGGAUCGAGAGCUCCGCAGAAGACGAGGAGAAGGAAGAGGAGGACGCAGGGGCUAUCGAGAGGCAGAGGAGGAGAGAGAAGGAGAGGACAAAGGAGAAACAACAAAUUCACUGCAAAGAGAGACACCCCCAAAGAAGAACCGAGAACCAGCGAGACCCUUUGCCUUCACCUUCAUCCUCUGCCUCUUCACAUUCAGAUUCGGAAUUCCAGCCUCAAGUUGCCAAGGUUCCAGCAGACUCCACUUCACUCCGCAAGAGAGGCCAACACGGCCCUGGCAGACCUGACGCCAGCAAGUCCCAAGGAACAGAUCAGGGGCAGGAGAGCAAGGCCAGGCAGAAACUUUAUACUCUGGUCCCGUUUGGGCGAAGCGACCAAGCCGCAGAAUCUUCUCAGCGGGGACUGAGGAACUUGGUGGUGCAGAUAGACCUCUGUCUCCUCAGGAGGGUGCCAGACACUCCUCUUAAUUUCACCACCAAAGCCCCUUCUUCCUCCUCAAAGGACAAGCGAAGAGAGGCUAUGAAACAUCUCUCCAUGCCGGACUCUCUCACCAAAGACAGCAAAAGGAAACGGAAGUUGGAGAAUGGAGCGUCGCACAAAGACAGCAAGAGGAAUGUGCCACACGCCAAAGACGUGCCCAGACAUACAGACUCGACAUUUCAUCAAGCUGAGCAUGGCUUUUCAACCGAAACCACACAUAAUGGAUAUUUAGAGGAGUACUUAGACAGUAAGAGGCCACUGUCUCCUUUGUCGCCACUGUCUGAUGGCCCAGAGUCCAUCGGUCCUUCAUCCAAAACAAAAAAUGGCAAUGUGCAUCAUAUUGGUCACACUCACAAGAACAAAGAUAAGAACAGUGACUCAGCACCAGAGCCCAAGAUGGAGGUGGAAUGUGUAAAAGUGUCGAAGCAUCCUUCAUCAGUGUCCUGGGGCCCUGAAGGACGCAGGGCGGCGAUGCCUAACCCAGAGACGCCUCACCAUGCCGAGUACUACUUACAUGAAGCUAAAAGGAUGAAACACCGUGCCGAUGCAAUGGUGGACAAGCUCGGGAAGGCCGUGAACUACGUGGACGCCGCUCUGUCGUUCAUGGAAUGUGGUAAAGCAAUGGAAGAAGGCCCACUGGAGGCUAAAUCCCCUUACACCAUGUACACGGAGACGGUGGAGCUUAUAAGGUACGCCAUGAGGCUGAAGAGCCACUCCGGCCCUGGAGCACGGCAAGAAGACAAACAGCUGGCGGUUCUCUGCUUUCGAUGUCUCGCCCUCCUUUACUGGCAGAUGUUUCGUUUAAAAAAGGACCAUGCACUGAAAUACUCCAAAGUACUACUCAACUAUUUUAAGACUUCGCCCAAAGUGCCUCCAUUGCCAUCCUGCUGGAACGACACUGGCAAGGACACGGAAGGACCCCCUGCUACACUCCUACCCAAUGCCAAACACCUCAAGAGGGGUUCAGAUGGGGACAACGCCUCCCUGUCACUCAUAAGCAUUCCUCAACGUAUCCACCAGAUGGCAGCAAACCACCUGAACAUCACCAACAGUGUCCUGUACAGCUACGAGUACUGGGAGGUAGCAGACAACCUUGCAAAGGAGAGCAAAGAAUUCUUCAAUUACUUGAAUACUCUGUCGGGGCCACUGACGCUUCACAGUAGCAUCGCUCAUGCAGUCCAGUACACCAGGCAAGCUCUUCAGUGGAUACGCAUCAGUGCCAAACUUAACUAAUACAAAGAACUUUCCACUUGAUCUGUCCGACGGAUUUGUCAUCUGGGUGAAAAUUAGCAAUUUUUGGACUCAUUUGGAUAAACCUGGAGAGAUGUGCAUUGUAAUUUGAAGUCUCUAAUCCUUUGCCAAAUGUCCAGCAGUGACAGAAACAGGACUUGAUCACUGUAAUGUCUGCACAUUGUUAUUUAAAGGCCUUCCAUAUGUGGAAAUGGUCUUCAAAGGUCAAAACAAGGAAUCUCAUUCAAUUGCAUUGUUGGAUAGUUUUUUAGGUAUCUAAUAUUUUUAAUAUUUGUUCUACUGUGCAAUAAUAUAUUGUUCUAGUAAAA